UGGAGAUGGAUGGGGAUGACCCCCGAGCCCGGGUCCCUGGCGCACACAGAACAGGACCCACACAGCACCAUACGGGCCAGACUUGGUUUGAGACCACCCGGAGAGAGAAGAAAUGAUGCUUGAGUUUACUGUCAGAGGCGGGUCCCUCACAUCCCGCUCACCUGUGGGGCGCACAGGCGGGGCCUGCUGGCGGCCCGCGGGUUGCGUCAUCACCUCGCGCCGCGAGCUCGGCUCUCCACGUGGACUGCGUGGCAUGAUGGCGGGAGCCGAAGCCCCCCAGCCGCAGAAGCGCUACUACCGGCAGCGCGCCCACUCCAACCCCAUGGCAGACCACACGCUGCGCUACCCUGUGAAGCCAGAGGAAAUGGACUGGUCUGAGCUUUACCCAGAGUUCUUUGCUCCGCUUGCUCAAAAUAAGAGCCAUGAUGAUCCAAAGGAUGAGAAAGAAAAGCACUCUGGGGCCCAAGUGGAGUUUGCAGACGUAGGCUGUGGCUAUGGUGGCUUGUUAGUGGCACUGUCACCACUCUUCCCAGAUACCCUGAUUCUGGGUCUGGAGAUUCGGGUGAAGGUGUCGGACUAUGUGCAGGACAGGAUUCGGGCCCUCCGUGCAGCUCCCGGGGGCGGAUUCCAGAACAUCGCCUGUCUCCGAAGUAACGCCAUGAAACACCUUCCUAACUUCUUCCGCAAGGGCCAGCUAGCAAAGAUGUUCUUCCUCUUCCCGGACCCACACUUUAAGCGAACGAAGCAUAAAUGGAGAAUCAUCAGCCCCACGCUUCUGGCAGAGUAUGCCUACGUGCUGAGAGUCGGGGGCCUGGUGUACACCGUCACCGACGUGCCGGAGCUGCAUGAGUGGAUGUGCACCCACUUUGAAGAACACCCACUGUUUGAGCGUGUGCCGUUUGAAAAGCUAAGUGAAGACCCCAUUGUGGAACAUCUAGGCAGUUCAACUGAGGAAGGAAAGAAAGUUCUACGCAAUGGGGGAAAGAAUUUCCCAGCCGUCUUCCGAAGAAUACAGGAUCCCCUCCUCCAGGCAGUGACCCCCAACCCCACCCUGCCUUAGCCGGACCCCCUAGAAGGUGACUGGAAAAAAGAUCAAAAAAAAAGAAAGAAAGAAAGAAAGAAAGCCGGGCAUGGUGACGCACACCUUUUAUCCCAGCACUCGGGAGGCAGAGGCAGAGGCAGGCAGAUUUCUGAGUUUGAGGCCAGCCAGGGCUACACAGGGAAACCCUGUCUCGAAAAACCAAAAAAAAAAAAAAAAAAAGGUCAGCUUUCCAGGCCUUCCCAGACUGGUGGGACUGUGGGGCCGUGACCUCUCCAAGAAGUCGGGGAACAGUCUGUGGUGUUCUUUACCCAUCGCUCUUACUGCCUUUUUGUUCCUCCACUGUCUGAAGAAAUCAGAUGAAGCUGGCUGAGAAGGUCAAAGGACCGUGGGCCAGAGGGGAUAUUUGGAGGGCUGUGGGUAUUCUGUUCUCACUGAGCACACCCUCCCCGCCCCCACCCUGGGGGGGGGGCUUCUCUAGCUCGGGUGAAGCAUGUGAUGCCCACUGUUUAGUCUGUGUGUGUGGAGAAACAUGUGAUGUACCACUG
Molecule: messenger RNA, 1587 nt
Organism: Mus caroli (Ryukyu mouse)
Lineage: Eukaryota; Metazoa; Chordata; Mammalia; Rodentia; Muridae
Gene: Mettl1
Product: methyltransferase 1, tRNA methylguanosine
Biological process (GO): RNA (guanine-N7)-methylation; tRNA methylation
Cellular component (GO): tRNA methyltransferase complex
Molecular function (GO): tRNA (guanine(46)-N7)-methyltransferase activity
Source: RefSeq, a predicted model, not a curated record